Messenger RNA from Cephus cinctus (wheat stem sawfly), 1617 nucleotides. It is a transcript of the gene mora, whose product is annotated as cysteine and histidine-rich domain-containing protein. The coding region runs from base 366 to 1394 and encodes 342 amino acids. The transcript has 4 exons. The record is from RefSeq and is a predicted model, not a curated record. Lineage: Eukaryota; Metazoa; Arthropoda; Insecta; Hymenoptera; Cephidae.
UAUAGAUGUAUGUAUAAGUGCCUUAUAUGAUAUAUAUACAUAGAUAAAGUAUAGUCACUGUGUGUCUAGUUUACUUCGCGCGAUCUUAAUGACGUCAGCAAGCAUGUGUGAACAAUUUUGAUUACAUUUUUUGUCUUUAAUCGUGUUCGGAACGCAUUUACGAAGGUGCAUCGCAAAGUUUGUUUCGCUUUGGUGUAUAUAUGUACAUAAAUCGAUCAGGAAGCUACGAGAAUGUACUAGAAUUUGAAGACUAACCACGGGGAACUUGGCACCCCAUGUGUCAGGCCUAAUAUUACUCGUAUAACCUCUGACAGAACCAGAGAUUGUGUUCAGUUAAAGUUUACCGCUCGAUUGAGACAGAAGUCAUGUCGGAAGAAAAAGUUCUUCUCCACUGUUAUAAUCGUGGUUGUGGGCAGAAAUUUGAUCCGAGUAACAGCAAAGAUGAUGAGUGUGUUCAUCAUCCUGGGGUACCUGUAUUCCAUGAUGCGUACAAAGGAUGGUCAUGUUGCAACAAGAAGUGUACAGAUUUUACAGAGUUUUUAAAUAUUAAAGGCUGUACGAAGUCAGGUCAUUCUAAUGAAAAACCAUUGGAACCUGAGAAACCUGCCGUUGAUAAAUCAAAAGCAAAUGAAAUAAUACAGGUCACUGCACAGCCACUUAAUAAUGGACCAAGUCUGGCAAGGCCAGCAUUUGAUAGUCCUCAAGUUACUUUAAAUCCUGUAGUGUCUCCUGCCUUGUUACAACAAAUUGAAGGACUGACAGCUACCCAAUUGACCGACACUAAAGAGGAUGUUAUACCUAUUGGUGAAAAUUGUAAAAAUAACUCUUGCAAGAGUACGUAUCAAGGUCCUGGAUCAGAUGAAGGUGAAUGUGUUCAUCAUCCUGGUGUACCAAUCUUCCAUGAGGGCCUCAAAUAUUGGUCUUGCUGCCAAAAGAAAACAACAGAUUUCUCUACAUUUUUGGAGCAACCAGGAUGUACACAAGGAAAACAUCUGUGGAAGUCUAAAAACACAGAUAAGAAAGUGAAAUGCAGAAUGGAUUGGCAUCAAACUGGAUCUUUUGUAGUAAUUUCAGUCUAUGCCAAAAAAUACCAGCCUGAUAGAUCUUCUGUGAAAUUAAAUCCAAUACGACUUUCUGUAGAGAUAUUCUUCUUAGAAGAAAACUCUAAAUACAAUUUAGAUCUUGAAUUAAGAGGGAUCGUUGACGUGAAUCAAAGCAGUGUAAAUAUGCUUCCAACUAAGGUAGAAAUUAAAUUAAAGAAAGCAGAACCUGGAUCUUGGGCAAAGCUAGACUUCCCUCGAGGAAUGGAUUAUUCUAGUGAACCUGACACAUCUCAGAAUAUCGAGGAAACAAUUAGCACACAAGUGGAUGCAGUAGACCUUGCUGAUUUGUAAUUCUAAACCAUUAUUUAAAUGAGUUACAAUUUAAAAGUUUGUUUAUCACAGUGCUUAUUCAAUUAUUUGAAAGAAAAUUUAUUUUAUUUUCAGCAUAACGCAUCAAAUAUUGCCAAUAAGCUCAAAGCAUUUGUUUACAGAUAAAUAAAAAGCAUAUACUAUAAUUAUAGCUGCAUAUUUAUGCUGUAUACUUUUUGAAUUAAUAAAACGGUCAUUAAUUGUA